Molecule: messenger RNA, 1136 nt
Organism: Malus domestica (apple)
Lineage: Eukaryota; Viridiplantae; Streptophyta; Magnoliopsida; Rosales; Rosaceae
Product: enoyl-CoA delta isomerase 1, peroxisomal
Biological process (GO): fatty acid beta-oxidation
Cellular component (GO): peroxisome
Molecular function (GO): delta(3)-delta(2)-enoyl-CoA isomerase activity
Source: RefSeq, a predicted model, not a curated record
CUUCCAAAUGAUUUACUUUAAGAGUUUUCGAUUGUGAAAAAAACGUAUAUAGCCUUGUAAACGUGGCCACAACAAGCUUUUGAUUGUCAUGGUCGUUCCGGAAAAAUGCCCGCAGCUUUAUAUUUCUUCGACCUUGGCCAAAUCCGAAACUUCAAACCCUACGAGAGAGUGAGAGGAGAUUUUCUAGAGAGGGAGAGAUGUGCACGUUAGAGAGGAAAGGCAACAUCUUCAUCCUAACGCUAACAGGCCUGGGCGAGCACAGGCUCAACCCCACUCUCAUCGACUCAAUCCGAUCCGCUCUCAACCAAAUCCGAGCCGCCGUCACCACCACCGCCACGUCAUCAUCGCCCUCGGCCCUAAUCACCACCGCACAUGGCAAAUUCUUCUCCAACGGCUACGAUCUCUCCUGGGCCCAGUCCUCUCAAUCCCGCAUGGAGCUCAUGGACUCCAAGCUCCAGUCCCUUGUCGCCGACCUCAUCUCCCUCCCGAUGCCCACCAUCGCCGCCGUCUCCGGCCACGCCUCCGCCGCCGGCUUCAUCCUCGCUCUCUGCCACGACUACCUCCUCAUGAGGCGGGACCGCGGCUUCAUCUACAUGAGCGAGCUCGACAUCGAGCUCCUUCUGCCGCGUUGGUUCUUGGCACUUAUCGAGAGCAAGGUCGGCUCGCCGGCGGCUCGGCGCGACUUGUUGCUCAGAGCCGAUAGGGUGAAAGCCGACGUGGCAGUGGCGAAGGGGAUUAUCGACUCGGCGCACGAUAGCGCGGAGGAAACCGUUGAGGCCGCGGUUAGACUUGGGGAGGAGUUGGUCGCGCGGAAAUGGAACGGACACGUGUACGCUCAGAUUCGCAAGGACUUGUUGUCUGAUGUUCUGGAUGAGAUCCGCGCGAAUAAUACUGGCAGUGGAUCCCGGCUGUAGGUUUAUGGGUCGGACAGGCAUGUGGGCUUUUUGGCCCAAUAGUUAUUUUUAGGUUGGAUUCAAUAAAUCUUGGCCCAACAUGCUGUUGCUACUUCUUCUCUUCAUACUAUGGGUUGAUUUGGUAUUGUCACUUAAAAAAAAAACUGAUUAUGCUGUACUAUGAAAAUAAACAGUUGUGAAAUAAAGUAACAGAGUGUUUAGUAAAUUUUUUGUAAAAGUGCU